Messenger RNA from Acytostelium subglobosum LB1, 3453 nucleotides. RefSeq lists its product as hypothetical. The transcript has 2 exons. The coding region runs from base 1 to 3453 and encodes 1150 amino acids. The record is from RefSeq and is a predicted model, not a curated record. Lineage: Eukaryota; Evosea; Eumycetozoa; Acytosteliales; Acytosteliaceae.
AUGGACUGCCCUGACACCAUACAAGUUGGAACCACCUCAGUCUCCAACUACAACAAGUCCACACCAAUCUUGGUCAACCCUGUGCCCAUGCAAGCUGGAUCCGUCGUCAUUUGUUCAGAGAUUGAUAAGGAGAUAUGCAAGUUCGUCUCGGUCUACCCCAACCCAAUCACAUCAGUUGGAUCAAUUCCAAAUGUUGUGAUCAAACCAACAUUUUGUUCAAAGUCCAAUGGAUCCAUCCAAGUGACCAACCCCAACUUGUUCACCAGCAUGACAUUGCGUGCCAAUUAUCAAGUGAUGAAUCCAACAUCGACUGGACUCUGGGAGAACUUGUCAUUCUUGAGUGAAGUUGGAUCAUAUCUCUUGGAUACAACAUCAGAUGACUGUGGUGUACAAAGGUUCUUCUUGAAGCUCCCCAGGUCCAUCCCACAAGUGGUGGUCACUCCACGCGACUCCAACAUCUGUCCAACCGACUACUAUGUCCAACUCUCACUAUCAGACCAAGUCAAUGGAACAAUCAAAUGGCUCAUUGGUGAAACUCAAACAAAUGACACCCUGGUCAAAGUUGAUCAAUCAGGAAUAGUUGUGUCAUAUUACUCAAAUGAUGGUGACAGGUGUAGUACCAGAGAUCCAAUCAAAGUUGAAGUCCCUCCCUCAAACUUUGAGUUGACCUGGAAGAUUGACAACACCAAUGAAUGUGUGGAUGGAACUGGAAUUGUGACUUUGUCUGGACAUGCUCAGCUUGUAGUGAUGGCUGAUUAUCCAUAUCGUACUAUCCCAUUCCUUGACGCGACCAACACAACAUUCAAGGCAGACUAUAAUACCAAGUACAAUGUACAGACAUCAUGCUCUACCGAUGUGUACGUGAUUAUGCCAACACAUCCACUGCCAUUACUCAUCGAGAAGCCCUAUCCAACCGAUCAAACAUCGUGCUGGUUCGACACUGGCUUCACAAUCCCCAACUACAUGGACUUCACCAACAUCUCAUUGUUCAACUCCUUCAACCAUAAUGUGUACUAUGCUGUCGAUGGUGUGCUGGACAACGUACCAAGAGCAGAGUACUACCUCAACUACACCUACAUCUCGGCCAACGGCAGCGCAUGCCCGAGCACCUCAUUGGGCAUCAAGACACCCAAGUACAACUAUAUCUACCGCCAGCCCAAGUUGACCGACAUCUCCUUUACCUACACUUUCGACCCGGCCCAGGUGUGUGGCACAUCUGUGGGCGGCAUCCUUACAUACAUCAGCCCAACGAAUGAGUCAAACACGCUCACAAACAACUACGAGCCAGGUCCUACCUUUGACAGGACCUACAGAAAGGGCCAGCUCUGCGACCUGUUUGUGAACACAGUUGUACCCGUCGGUACCAUGCCCGCGCCAACCAUCGUUGUAAAGAAUGCAUCAUGUCUCUACAGCUCUGAUGGUGCAUUCAACAUCACAUCGUCAAUGGACAACAGUGAUAUAUAUGUCAACGGACAGAAAUACUCUGUCCAGGGUCGUGACCCAGUCACACUUUCCAACUUGGACGCAGGAGUCUACAACAUUGUCGUCAAGAGCCAGGCAUAUGCUUGUGCUUGGACUGGCCAAGUCACCAUCGCCAACUCAAUGCCAGACUUUGUAUUCAAGUACCAAGUCACCAAGUAUGUCGAAACAUGCAUCGACCCAACUGGCCUCGCCAAAGUGACGAUUGAGGAUCCCGGCAACUAUACCAGGAUCAAGCCAGCACUCAAUGGAAGUGAAUUAACAUUGCGAGGUGCUGGUUAUGUGGCAUUCACUUAUGGUUCGUGCAAUGGACAAGUGAGCAUACCAGUCGUGCAACCAGGUCUCUUGACAAUCACCGCGAGAAAGUUACAGCCAGUGACCUGCAGCGAAGGUGAUGGCAUCUUUAUGUUGAUCGGAAAGCAAGGCGACACGGGCAUUCAUACAUACGAGAUCAACUCCGAGUCUGUGAUACUGACUAAUGUGAAACCAGGCGCCACUAACUACACUGUCAGUGCCGGAGCAUGCCAGACCACAUUCACAUUGAACACCCAGUUGGAGGACCCACUCAUUAAUGUAGAGACGACAUCAACUGGUACUAUUCGAGUCAGCUCGUCAAACCCUGACGUCGCACUCAGUGUCCUGCUGCCAGACCCCAACAAUAGCGCUUUAUCCGUCAUGUCCGACACCGACCCAUUCCAGAUGUCAGUGAUGGCUUCUGGUACAUUUAGAUUCAAGACUUUAUGGAGUGACCAGAAGUGCAUCAAAGACCUCACGGUCAAUGUUACAUUGUCAACCGAUCCAUCGCCAAACUACUAUGUACGAGUACCUGAUUGUGGACUUGAUAGCUUCACAUUUGUCCUUGUCAAUCAUGCCCAGUUCAUUGGUGUCACAAUCAAUGACAUUGAGUUGCCCACUAAUGGAGAGUUACCUGGUCUCACAAACAAUGGCGAGCGAAUCAACUUUAGAUACAUUUCAAUGGUCACAGGCAAGGCAAUUACCCUGUUAUUGAGUGUGAAUGUCGAGACUUCAAUACAGCCAGUCGACUUUGGCAAGUUGGAGAAUGAGACCUGCCAGGGCACGACCAAUGCUGUGCUGGGUGGUCUGUCGAGCUCCACAGUCUACCAGGCCAUACCCAAGUUUGGUGACCACACUGGACCAAACCAGCCUCAAUCAAACAAUGCCAUCACCACAAUGACCUCGGACAACUAUUACAUGUUCUCCUCACCAGUUGGUCGUCCAUUCUGCUUCAAGAUGCAUUCGCUCAAGGUGUCUGGCGGUGAGCCAUCACUGGCAGUCACACCAUCCUCAGCAAUAUGCACUGCCACAGACUUGGUGCCACUGAACAUCUCAUUUGGUUUGAACACCGCCAUCUCGCAGUUCAGCGCCAACAUCAAUGGAAGUGCAUACAACGCGUCAACCUUCCCAGUGGGUCAAUAUCAAAUCCAAGUCAACAUCACUGAUCCAGUGUGUAGACGUCGUCUCCCAUCACAGUUGGUCAACUUGCAACAACAACUCAUGAUCAACCCAACUGCCAACACAACACAAUGCCAACGCUUGGCAAUUGGUAUCAACAUCCCAGGUAGCUACUACAUCACAAUCGUCUCUGACACCAACAGUAGCAACACAAUCAACACUACAUUGGACAUUGUCAACACUCCUUCAAGCGACUUGUUGAUCGAUCUGGCCGAGGGUGGCAAUUACACAAUGACCAUAUUGAACACUGCCAAGUGUCAAUCAAUCAUUGGAUUCAGCGUGGAGAAGUGUGUUCCAAUCCCACCUGGUGCUGGAAAGAAGAAUCUAGGAUGGAUUGCUGCUGUUGUCAUUGGUGCCAUAAUACUUGCGAUGGGAAUAGCAUUUGCCAUUCGCAAAUGUAGGAAACCAGACCAGAUCACCGAGAUUGUUCCAGAGCGUAUCGAAUUGGAGACUGUUUCAAUUUACUCUGGAGGAAAAAUAUCCCAGCUAGAUAAAUUCUAA